AUGCGACGUCCCACAGCUGAUUUCUGUUAUUAAACCCCGCUCUGACGUUUGAACGCGCGAGUCGCUCGAAAAAUCCUAAAAAUCGGCCUAAAAUAACUGAAAAGCGCCGUGAAAUAUAGUCUAAACAGUGCCAGAGGUCGAUUAGAAUCAAACCUGUUGAAAAUAGAGCAUGAUAGAUAUGUCUCUGGAGGAAGAAUUGCCAGAAGAGUUUAGGGGCGGGACUUUGCGCAUAAAUAAAAGUGGAGAGCAACAGUCUGCAGGCUCAUCAGGUCUGAGGGAGAAUUACCGUGAAAAUAAGGGAGGUUUCAGCAAGACGGACAGCACGAGCAGCAAUACCAGUUGCUAUUGGGGCGGAUUGCCACUGCCCUUAACGUCGAUAUCCACCAGAAUUUCUGAAACUUUAUGGAGUUCUAAAACAAAAGAUAUCACACCCGUUCAAGACAAGCCUAUAAUUCAAACGCACACGAUACAACCCAGAAUCACCGUGGACCAAGACGCGAAAAAGUUUUUCACAUAUCGUGAUGGCGUAGCCGACAGGGCCGCUACAGAGUGCGCCGAAGAAUUUCUGGACAUGGAAACGGAAGGACCAGUUAUCGGAUCAUUUUUACUCACCCAGAUUAAUCAUUGGGAUACUGACAAAGAACGUCUUAUACUCCUAACGCCAAAGAUUCUACUAGUUGUAAAAUACGACUUCAUCGCACUAAAAAGAUUAAGUUACAAGAAACUGCCUCUAGAAGAUAUAGAAGCCAUCAUCAUCGGCGAUUUGGUCUACCCAAACGGUUCCUUAAUACCCAAAAUAAACGGAUUGGCAGACGGGAUUUCGAGCAUGCUGGAAAAUUGCUUUUUUAAGCUCUCAUCUAACGACAAUCAGCAAAUUCAAUCAUUUUCAUCCCCCACUAGGGAUAGAAAUAUGAAAGGAAUACGAAUAUUGUUUGGUAAAGGAAGACCUAUAAAACUAUCUUCAAAAUGGAAUCCGUUUACUGAAGAUUUGCCUAUAUGGACAUUUACAUAUCAUCCAUUGUUUUUUCAUAAGGAUUGUACUGACGAAAACCUACGAAAACUGUACGACCUAGAAAACUUCAUCGAACAUUUCUGCAAGACAAUCAUCGACUUCGGCAAAACCUACGAAUCUCGCAUCCUCCAUUCCAACAUUUUGCUGGAAAACUACAUCGGCUUCGGCGCCAUCAUUCACAAUCGCCACGACUUGGGCUACUUCAAGGUGAGAGGCAAAUUCAGCUUCUGAAUCAGGCUUACCUCUUUACAAUCUGAAUGUGAUAUUUAUUUGGUCAAUUAUUACGUGCGCUGGUGUCACUUUAUAUAUUCCUAGAUAUAUGAAUAAAUAUGAAGUAUAUAAUAUAUAUUUACCUGAAUUUUGUACGUGAUUACAGAAUACGAAACUUGAUCUAAAGUUUCUAUUAAAAAUAUUCUUAUACUUUGAUAUCAGUACAUUGCUGUUUCAUCUUUAAAACUAUUCAAUAGAGAGAUAAGAGCCCGUCAAAUAUAAGAUGAUGAACGUAUUUGGUAGAAAUGAAGUACUAAAAUACUCUAGACAAUCUAGACAGGCACAGCGUUGCCGGCCAAGUUUAAAAAACCAUUUACAUACGUAUUUUAUAUAUCAAGUAAGUCUUAAAAAUUUACCUAUUAUCGCCAUACAGAUGGCUUCACAUUCAACUGUACAAAAAAAGGAGAAUAGCUCUGCCAAACGUUCUUGACACUGUUGAGAGAAGGUCAUAACCAUGACUAAGGUCCACCAUGGCAAAGUUAAAUAAAAUAUGAAAGGAUAUCUUUGUCUUAAAGGACAUUAUUGCUUAAUAACAUGGAAUUUUUGAAUAUGUGGAUAUUAUCAAACUUGAUCCGCUAGAGAUGAGUGUAGAGGAGGCACUUCAAAACGCCAUUGACUUUAACUCGGUCUUGAUCGAUCAUUGGCUGUUCAUAAAACAAAGAAGUCGAUGGAUUGGAUUUCGGUUCCUGUUUGAUCCCUCACUCGGAGGCCUUGGGCCCAUUGCAAUACUCCUGGAUGAUUGUACUAAACCUUUCUCUCAUUCUUUCUUUGCGUUAAAGCACUUCCAGCUCUUUGCAAAGUUCCCGAUGUCGCUGAUGUUGGCUUCUGCAGCUUCCUCUAGUCCCUCCUAAAAUCGUGCGCUAAAGUUUAAAGCAACGGUUUUCCAGUGCUGGAAAAUGGCAUAGCAGGUGCUCUACGGUUUCUUCUUCCUUUCCGCAUACUCUGCAGUAGUCGUAGGAAAUCUUCCAUCUCACAAGUUUUACCCCCGUGGAGCAGUUUCCAGUGACGACACCUACAAUUAUGGGUACUAGGUUCUUUUUGUGAUCUAGUAGCUGUUUUGUCUAUUUGCUAUCUACCACAGUCUUCGAGCUGUAGGGCAGUCCUCACGGUGUUGUCAUGUCUCUUGCUGGUUGGCUUUGAUAGUAGUUCCUGUAGCUUCCUUCAGUGUGUUGAUCGUCACAAGUGGUGAGUUAUCUACCACGGCCUCUCCCCUAGUUGCGUCUAUGGCUAGUCUGUCCGCUCAUGGUUCUCCACCACACUGGUCUAGCACCCCGCCUUGACGCAGCCAGGACAGUGCUUCUCGGCAGUCCAUCACAGAUUUUGAUCUCAUUGAUUGCAUGGUGAUGCUUUUUAAAGCGUCCAAGCUGUCAGGUAUCUCCUAUUGAUUAAGUUAGGACUUAGCACUUUUUUAUCAGCGAUUAUCUCUCGUAUAUAACUGGUUGCUUCCUCAGUUCCAGUGUACUUAUUAGAGAUAAAUAUGUAUGAUUAGUCUACGUUUUGUGGUGGUAGUGUAUAAGGGUAUGUACAACAACGAACACUUAAAACAACACACUGUGGGCAUGUACUUAGAGAAAAGAUGACAAAUGUGAAAAACUCAUUGUAAAGUGGAAGAGAAAAAAUACUAUGUUUUAUAAAACCUUGGCUUGGUCAAGUAAAACAAUUUUCUGGAACAUCAAUGCAGGAAAAAAUAAGAUGAAUUGUGAAUAAAGACCCCCCAGUUUAGAAAAAUCACUGAUAACAUAAGAACAAGAUUAAGAUCAAGCCUAUUAAAGAUAUGAAGUAAUAAGUUUAGACAGAAUAUAGAUUUUUCUCUCGAUUACUUAAUACUUUCACAGCAAUGAUCUGAGAGAGGAUCUGAGAAAGUCUAUAGACAUCUCUUUAAAUGCGAAAAUUAACAAGAAAGAAAACUAUUAUAUAUACGACCAGCAGAUACUUGUUUACUGCGAAUCAAAAGAUAACAUUGCAUCGAGACAUUCGCAUAUCACCUUGUAUUUGACGGACUGUAUCUAUACAUAUCAAUGACCAGUCUUAUGUAAAAUAGAUAUAUGUAUCUAGAAAAUAUACAUAAUUGAAAAAUAUAUUCUUCUAUAGGUCUUAUCAGGUUGAAUUAGAAAGAAUAUAAAAGAUAAGAUGAUUUUUAACUGAGAUAGUUUGAAAAGAUAGAUAUAAAAUACUAAAUUACAUGUCAACACGUUCUUGAGAGAUCUCUAAAAAUAUUACUUUAUACAACUACUUUAUACAAAGAAUGUUUUUAUGAAAUUUUUAAACAAGAGCAAUUGACUACUAUAUGAAUGACUUUGGAUUUCCAAUACGUUCAUUUUUAAUAGUUUUAGUACAACGUUUCGAUUUGUAAAAAUGUGUUUAGAGUCAUAUAAAUGAUUACUCGAUUGUUGCCAUACUAAUACUGAUUUAUUCUACCUUCGUAUAAUAAAAAUUCAUAAUGUUCGAUGGAUUAUUGCUAUGGUUGUAUAACUACAAAAUUCAGUCUUGUACCUAGACUGCAAAGGCACACACUGCAAAGGUUACACUGCAAAGAAUAAUUCUAGAUUUUGAAGCUAUCGAAAUGAUAUGAUUCUCAAAUACAAGGUAACGAAAGUCCAAAGUCAUAAUUUAUUAGUGAAUCAUUAUACAGUCGAUCAUUUCUAUACAGUCGCUCUAUUUAUCGAAAUAAAAAUAUUUAUCUAAAUAGAGCAUCAACUAAUCAGCUUAGGGAGGCAAUGGCAAAGCACUUGCCUAUAUUUCACUAGUAAAAUCUCCCAAUAAGCGUCGUUUGUAUUCGAGGAUGUAAUUUAGACCCCGUGUACUUGUGAAAAGCUGAUGACAUACAUGACAAGUACGUGCUAGAAGUUAACUAACUGUUAUUUAGUUUACUAUAAGAAGUAUUAAAGUAUUAUACAUACUUUAGAACUAUGAACAAAUGAUAUUUAUGGGAACAUAAAAACAUUAUCAGCCGAACUCUAUAUUUAAAAGUCCAAAAAACAAAUACAAAAAACAAACAAAAAAGUCGUAUUCUGUAAUGACCUUUAGACCUCCUACCGUUGAUUGAAAGAAUUCGGAAGAUACGCAACCUAAUGGGCGAAUUCGUGACAAGGCUGAUGUGAUUUCCCCUUACGUCUCAAAUGGUGUACGGUGGAGCUACCAAUCGUUCUGUAGCCAACGCAUAAUACACUUAUUUUCUCUUUCUCUUCAGUGAAGACAUUAUAUAUACUGAAUAUUUCGUAUAAUCGUUUAAUUGUUGACUUGGAAAUGACGAUUAUUGACAUUUACCAUAAUAUUUUACAUAUGAAAUAACAGCCAUCUUCAUUUUCAUCCCAACUCUGACGCCAUUCUUUUUUUAAUCAUAUAUUAUAUUAAAUUUUUUAAUGUUAGAAAAUCCGUAUUAUUAACGUACUGUACCAAAAACUUGUAAAUCUAAGGAUUAAUCCGUAGUUCUGGCAACACCGUCUCCGGCAACCACUCACUCUCUCGACUGAAAUCAGAACUACGGUACUACUAGUAUUCUUGAUAUGGUGCGCUGUAAACGACAUCAGUGCGCAGCGGCGCGGCGCAGAGCUAAGCUAAAUCUCGGACAGGCUGAGGGUCCCGCCAGCUACAUCUCGGACAUGUUUUGUGCCACGAAAUCGCCCGUAAGGUCGCGCAUCUUCUUAUUUCUUCAACCAACAAUCCCAUGAUUACUAUAAUAAAUGUUAAGUGGUGUGUGUAAAUAUAUAAUUGAUGUGGCCUAUAUUUAUCUGAUGUGCAUGCAAAUGCAGCUGCCUAUUUUGUGUGUAGUUUAGAGCAGUGUCAUAACAUAUAUACAGGGUGACAAAAACACAUGUGUGUUUUGUAAUAUGCAUAUACCUAUAGAAUUCAAAGCCAUGGAUUCGAGAAUAAAAUUAUUUUUCUUAUGAAAAUGGACUAAUGAAGUCACAGGAAGCAUACUUUGCCUAAAUAUAAGUAUCAGUUCUUGAGAAUAUUUUAUUACCUGAUUUCCUGUGUUCUGAUUAUUAUUUAUUUUUUAACUUCAAAUUAUAAAACUAGAAUUGCAAAAAAGAGGUUAAAAAAGAAAUAUAUAAAGAAAGAAUUAAAAUAGAAAUAAAAGACAAAUGUAAUAUUUUGAUUAUGUAAUUUGUUAUCUUCAUGUAAGCACUCAAUAA
This is a messenger RNA of Sitophilus oryzae (rice weevil), 5418 nucleotides long. Its product is annotated as tumor protein p63-regulated gene 1 protein-like. The record is from RefSeq and is a predicted model, not a curated record. NCBI's taxonomy places the organism in Eukaryota, Metazoa, Arthropoda, Insecta, Coleoptera, Curculionidae. The transcript is spliced from 6 exons. Gene Ontology annotation, cellular component: cytoplasm. Bases 170 to 1243 code for a protein of 357 amino acids.